Onychomys torridus (southern grasshopper mouse) is the source of this 2064-nucleotide messenger RNA. It is a transcript of the gene Prkab1, whose product is annotated as protein kinase AMP-activated non-catalytic subunit beta 1. Gene Ontology annotation, molecular function: protein kinase binding. NCBI's taxonomy places the organism in Eukaryota, Metazoa, Chordata, Mammalia, Rodentia, Cricetidae. The coding region runs from base 133 to 945 and encodes 270 amino acids. Gene Ontology annotation, biological process: signal transduction. The record is from RefSeq and is a predicted model, not a curated record. The transcript is spliced from 8 exons. Gene Ontology annotation, cellular component: nucleus; cytoplasm; nucleotide-activated protein kinase complex.
CAUCCUGCCUGCGCCGGGCCCGGCCGGAAGCGGAAGUUGCUAGGGGGUGGGAGAAGUUGCCCGAGAAGUGUCAAGUUACACUCCCGCUCUUGUCGGAGUUCUAGCCGCCGCUGCCUGAGCAGAUCCCCCGCCAUGGGCAACACGAGCAGCGAGCGCGCCGCGCUGGAGCGCCAGGGCGGCCACAAGACGGCGCGGAGGGACAGCUCGGGGGGCGCCAAGGAUGGGGACAGGCCCAAGAUCUUGAUGGACAGCCCCGAAGACGCCGACAUCUUCCACUCCGAGGAAAUCAAGGCUCCAGAGAAAGAGGAAUUCCUGGCCUGGCAGCAUGACCUGGAAGUGAACGACAAAGCCCCCGCCCAGGCUCGGCCCACUGUGUUCCGCUGGACAGGGGGUGGAAAGGAGGUCUACUUGUCUGGGUCCUUCAACAACUGGAGCAAACUGCCCCUCACGAGAAGCCAAAAUAACUUUGUAGCCAUCCUGGAUCUGCCUGAAGGAGAGCAUCAAUAUAAGUUCUUUGUGGAUGGUCAGUGGACCCACGAUCCUUCUGAGCCAAUAGUAACCAGCCAGCUUGGCACAGUUAACAACAUCAUUCAAGUGAAGAAAACUGACUUUGAAGUAUUUGAUGCUUUAAUGGUGGAUUCCCAAAAGUGCUCCGAUGUGUCUGAGCUGUCCAGUUCCCCACCGGGACCCUACCAUCAGGAGCCUUACAUCUCGAAACCAGAAGAGCGGUUCAAAGCCCCACCCAUUCUCCCUCCACACCUGCUGCAGGUCAUCUUGAACAAGGACACGGGCAUUUCUUGCGAUCCAGCGCUGCUUCCGGAGCCCAACCACGUCAUGCUGAACCACCUCUAUGCACUCUCUAUCAAGGAUGGAGUGAUGGUGCUCAGCGCAACCCACCGGUACAAGAAAAAGUAUGUCACCACCCUGCUCUACAAGCCCAUAUGAGAUGCUCGGAGCCAUGGACCACAGGGACAGCAGGCAGUGCUGGGCUCUCCAUGUGCAUGCAGAUCCUCACUCACUCUCUGGGACAUUUCACCCCUGCCCUAGUCCUCCUUGAAGGUUUGUCCAGGCACAGCCUCUCUAGAAGAGUCCAGAAACGGGAAAGGACGGCCGCUUGCAGUCCCAGAACCGCAGUGCAUGAGGCUAGUGUGCUCCAGACAUCAUCCCCCAGCUGGCCAGAGAUGUCAAAAGCCAGACCUGAAUGCUGGCCCCUGGCCGGUAAAAACUGGGGAGCAGGGACUGAAGCCACACAGAAGUCUCAUCGUCUGUGUCCAAGGUCGAUGGCCUGUCCCUGCUGAAGCCUGGCCGUGGACAUAAGCAAUAUUCAAUCUUGUCUGCCCUUCCAAAUCAAAGCAGUAGAUUGUAGAUUCUGUGGAAACUCAGAUGUCUGAUUUCCAGAUGCAGCUUUGCAAUCAUUGCCCAACACUGUGUGCACUAAGGACCUUUUUUAACUAGAGUGGCUGGCUGUCCAGUCCUACCUAAGGCAAUAAGUCACCAGGAUGAGACUAUGGAUCAUGUGACUACACUCAGCAAUAAUUGUCAACACAGACUUCAAAACCCACUGCCGUAUUCUCCAUUAAGCUGAAUGAUCCUGAGGACUGGUCACCGUGGAAGGUUGUUCACUCCUUAUUUCCACUGUAAUGGUGACAAUGUUACCAUGACAACUUUGUCAAAGCCCCACCCUCCUUUCAGUUCUGGCAUGUGCUCUUCACUAGGAUGCCACAGUGGUUGCAUUGCUUGUUCUGAAAGAUCUGGAGCCCCUUCAACAGCCUGCCGGAUUCCCAGCAGGAAGAGUCCUUUGGAUCAGUGUGAAUGAACCUGUUUUACACUUGUCUUGGUUUCCAUGGUGAUGCCACAGAUGUGCCCAUUGGUAUGGGUUCCUGUCACCUGUCAGCAGAAGUUACCAUUAUAUCCUUUGUUCUUGCCAGAGAGGUGGGAACAAGCUCAGUGGCGUCCAGUAUUCGGCUGGCCUGAGUCUGGCUGGGUACCUUUUUGUUACUGUUUUCAAAACACUGAAUUGCUGUCAUCUUGACGUGUAAGUUUCAAUAAAGAUUUGUAAAACUA